Molecule: messenger RNA, 3055 nt
Organism: Lutra lutra (Eurasian river otter)
Lineage: Eukaryota; Metazoa; Chordata; Mammalia; Carnivora; Mustelidae
Gene: AACS
Product: acetoacetyl-CoA synthetase
Exons: 17
Coding region: 162-2279 (705 amino acids)
Biological process (GO): positive regulation of insulin secretion; lipid metabolic process
Cellular component (GO): cytosol
Molecular function (GO): acetoacetate-CoA ligase activity
Source: RefSeq, a predicted model, not a curated record
UCCUGCGGACGGCGCCCGCGCAGCGCUCAGUCGCGCUGCCUGUCGCGGGUCCGCGCGGCUGACCCGCCUCCCCGGGAUCCCGCCGCCCCGCCUGCCGCCCCUGGCCCGCUCCCAGCCCGGUUCCCGGUCCCAGCGCAGCGCACGCCACCCCCGCCGUAGCCAUGUCCAAGCAGCCGCGGGCCGGCCGGGAGGAGAUCCUGGAGUGCCAGGUGAUGUGGGAGCCUGACAGCAAGAAGAACACGCAGAUGGACCGCUUCCGGGCGGCCGCGGGCGCCGCCAGCGGCCUGGCGCUGGAAAAUUAUGAUGACUUAUACCACUGGUCAGUUGAAUCGUAUCCAGACUUCUGGGCAGAGUUCUGGAAAUUCAGUGGAAUUGUCUUCUCACGCAUGUAUGAUGAGGUCGUGGACACGUCGAAAGGCAUCGCAGAUGUCCCCGAGUGGUUCAAAGGCAGUCGUCUAAACUACGCGGAAAACCUCCUGCGGCACAAAGAGAAUGACCGAGUUGCCCUAUACGCUGCGAGGGAAGGCAGAGAGGAAAUCAUGAAGGUGACAUUUGAAGAGUUGAGGCAACAAGUGGCUUUGUUUGCAGCAGCAAUGAGGAAAAUGGGUGUGAAACAAGGAGACCGGGUGGUCGGUUAUUUACCCAACGGCGUGCAUGCUGUGGAGGCCAUGCUGGCCGCAGCGAGCAUCGGCGCCAUCUGGAGUUCCACAUCCCCAGACUUCGGUGUGAACGGCGUCCUGGACCGCUUUUCUCAAAUCCAGCCGAUGCUCAUCUUCUCCGUGGAGGCCGUCGUGUACAACGGCAAAGAGUACAGCCACAUGGACAAGUUGCAGCAGGUGGUGAAAGGACUUCCGGACUUGAAGAAGGUGGUGCUGAUUCCUUACGUUGCCUUGAAAGAGAAGAUAGACAUUUCCAAGAUUCCAAAUAGCGUGUUCCUGGAUGAUUUUCUUGCCACCGGGAAAGGUGUGCAGGCCCCGCAGCUGGAGUUCGAGCAGCUGCCCUUCAGCCACCCGCUUUUCAUCAUGUUCUCGUCGGGCACGACCGGGGCGCCCAAGUGCAUGGUGCAUUCCGCUGGGGGCACCCUUAUCCAGCACCUGAAGGAACAUAUCCUUCACGGCAACAUGGGCAGCGGCGACAUCUUGCUGUAUUACACCACGGUCGGCUGGAUGAUGUGGAACUGGAUGGUGUCGGCUCUUGCGACGGGGGCGGCUGUGGUCUUGUACGACGGCUCCCCGCUGGUGCCCACGCCCAACGUGCUCUGGGACCUGGUUGACAGGAUAGGCAUCACCAUCCUUGGAACGGGUGCCAAGUGGCUGGCCGUCCUUGAAGAGAAACAGUUGAAGCCAGUGGAAACCCACAGUCUCCAGACACUUCACACGAUCCUGUCCACUGGCUCCCCUCUGAAAGCUGAGAGCUAUGACUACGUCUACAAGUGCAUUAAGAGCAGCGUCCUCCUGGGCUCCAUCUCAGGGGGCACUGACAUCAUCUCUUGCUUCAUGGGCCAGAAUUUUUCUGUUCCUGUCUAUAGAGGGGAGAUUCAGGCCCGGAACCUGGGCAUGGCCGUCGAAGCCUGGAACGAGGAAGGAAAGGCAGUGUGGGGGGAGAGCGGCGAGCUGGUGUGCACCAAGCCGGUCCCCUGCCAGCCCACGCACUUCUGGAACGAUGAGAAUGGGAGCAAGUACAGGAAGGCCUAUUUCUCCAGAUUCCCAGGUGUCUGGGCGCAUGGCGACUUCUGCAGAAUCAACCCCAAGACGGGGGGCAUCAGCAUGCUGGGCCGGAGCGAUGGCACACUCAACCCCAACGGAGUGCGAUUUGGCAGCUCAGAAAUCUAUAACAUUGUACACCCUCAAUGGCAAGAAAGUGGAAGUGGCCGUGAAGCAGAUCAUCGCUGGAAAAGCCGUGGAGCACCGAGGGGCCUUCUCGAACCCCGAGGCCCUAGAUUUGUACCGGGACAUCCCCGAGCUACAGGACUUCUGAGUCGGCCCGGCUUGCUUGGCACCUGCCACAUGCGUCUGUGCUGUGACUUUCGUGGGGUCGAGACGUUACUUUGGGAAGGCAAGUGUCUGCGGGCUGGGGGAAGAGUCGUGUCUGGGCCGCAGUCGCGUCUGGUGGCUUCCCUACCUCUUCCUGGACCAUGUCCUGACCUUCAGAGGCCGAAAAGGAGCAUUUGGUUGUGUGUGUGGCGAGGCUUGGAGAGUGUGUGUCUUUGCACAAGUGUUCUUGCAUGCUCCAUGCCUCGAGGAGCCGGGGGUGGCCUGUGCGUGGACGGUUGUGGCUGAUAGCCAUGGUCACGGCCGCGCUUCCCUCUCUGGCAGCGGCGCCCCUCUGAGGAGCCGUCCUGCCUUCAGCCUUGUGCCUGUCAUCCCCUUUACUGUCUUCAGGUGUAAAUCUGUGUCUCCCUCUUACGUGGGUCUCCUGGCUCUGUCCCUCAGGGCCUGGCCGUCCACUGUGACACGUGGCCUGGUCCCCGGGUGGCCCACCACUCCUGCAGGUCCUGGGGCAGCUGCGUGUCGCGCCCACCCAACCCCGCCGCUGGCCAGCAGAGGCUCUCGCGGGACCACACGUGGCUUUCGUGCUUCAACGGGGUUUCCUUACUUCAUGGACUUCGAGUGGUUUAAAAAUAUUGUAAAGUUUGUUAUCUGGUGUGUGUGGGUGUUAGACAACUGGACGUCUGCCCUACGGGGUGGCCUCGCUCUCGGGGCGCCCUUGUUCUUGGGGUGCCAGCAGGCCGCCCGGACAGCAGGCACGGGUCCUCCCGCGUCGCAGCCGCCUGGCCGCGGGGGACACGGCCUUGCUGCUCCUCCCCCCGGGGGCUCUCGGGACCUCGCGUGGAAGCGGUGUUCCCAGCAGCUGUAAAUCGAGUCACAGGUUCAUUCGCUGGGCAGUUCGUGUGUGUUCUCAGUCCAGCACGUUAACGAGUUCCUGUAAUCCUGAUGUCGUUUUUGUAUUUUUAAAAACAGCACAAUGAAAACCUGUUUUGAAUCCCUUUUCUUCUGGAUUAUAAAAAUAGGGGGAAGGCGCUAGGGGGAAUUUAUGCAAUAAACGUCUCUUUGUA